AGUACGGUGUAAUUCAAACAAACGUCAACCACACGUGUGUAAACAAAUUCAGUUCAAAAUAAAAACCUCGCGUUUCUACAGUGAAGUCAUAAUGCCCACGCAUCGUUUAUUCGUGGGUAACAUUCCCGCUGGAACCGGUGAGGAUGAGUUGAAGCAAGAAUUCUCGGCCUACGGGCCGGUUAUGGCAAUCGACCUCAAAACCAAACCCAACCCCUUGAACAACUCGGUGGACACUUUUGCCUUCGUAAACGUGCAGCUGGAUGAACGGACCCUGUGGCAGUGCAUCAACGAGUUCCGCCAGCAGCAGUACAAGGGUGUCUAUCUGAAUGUUUCGAAAGCUAAGGAGUCUUUCUUGGAUCGCUUGAAAAGGGAGCGAGAGGAAGCGGAAGUGAGCAAGCAAACAAGCGAAGUUCUGAAUCCUUACAAGAAAGUGGAGGAGGUAAAACCCAUAAAGAAGGUUUCCGAACCGCUUCCGGUGCUGCCAACAAUUCAGAAGGAAGUAGAAAGUUCCAGCUCUGAAUCAGAGGAAGAAGAAGAAGCUCCUGCUCCAGUUCCUGUGUGGAGGCCAACAGUUCCGGCCAAGAAACCUUCCGAUGGGGAUGGUGAUCAGCUUGUGAGGAAAUGGAAUCAGGAAACCUACAUCGAGCAUGGGAAGCUGAAAAUCGUUCCUAUCACUGGUCAGGUGAAGGAAGUUAUCGAUAAGAGCAAAAAUCGGAAUCAGCAACAGGAGAAACAGUUGGAUGAAAAAGCACGUUUGGCUGAUGAAAAACGGAAGCAGGGUUUGUCCAAACUGCAGAAUGUCUACGAGCAGCAGAAGUCGCUCAUCCAGGCGGCAUUGGCCAAAGGCGAGGCCAACAAACGGAAGAAAAUUGUGUUCGAAGAUGAGGAUGAUGACACGGCGGCCAAGAAAUCGAAACUGUCGCUGUUCGAUGACGAAGAAGGAGAGGAUGGAUUCAAGGCGAAUUUCACCGUGAGGAAACAGCUCGCUGAAAACACGGAGAAAGGCCAACGAUUGUUCGACAUGCAAACGCAGUUUCACGGCGAUACCCGAUUCAAGCUGGAUGAGCGCUUUCUGGCAGAUGACGGAUCGGCAGCCGGUCGAAAGAAGAAAAGGAUACUCGAACGGGAGACAGCUGUCCUGGAUAAAAGUGGCGACAAAGUAAGCAACCAGGAGCGCAAAAAGCAGUUGGAAAUCCUUUCGAAGGUUACCGGAAAGGACAUUUACGAUCGCGAGCAGUUCAAGAAGGAUGAAGCCGGCACAAAAGGUUUGCAGCGUUUCGAUCCUUCGGUGAAGAAGGAACCGCCGAAGCAGGAAUUGAAGAAAGCUGUGAAAGAACCGUCUGAAGAGGACAUUUUGGCAGCGAAACGGGCAGAGCGCCCCGAAGAGGUGUUCCAAGUGACGGAGGAGAAAUUCUUCAAGGUUUCAGAUAACUUGUCGCAGGCCAUCGGAGCUUCUUCUGGGGGAUUCAGCUUACUGUCGAUGUUUGGAUCCGCUUCUGGGAAAGAAGAGAAAGCAGAUGACGAGGAGGAAGAGGAAAUCGAUCAAGACAAACCGAUGUACAGCGAUGCUCGAUUCAAAUACGAAUCAUCGGCGAGUGAAGAUGAAGACGAACAACCGGAACAACCAGAUGAACCAAAGCAGGAAGAACAGGAAACCGUUCAAGUGGUACCGCAAGAGGACGAAUCGAAGAAGAAAAAGAAAGGUGGAUACUAUUCCAAGCAGGGUAUCUGGAAGGAGGGUUUGUUUUUCCAACCAAAUGACGCACGAUUCGAAGAGGGUAGAAAGUUUUUCACGGAAUUUGUCAGCUCUGGUGCUGCUAAAGACAUACCCCGCAAGGACGAAUGGGCCAAGGAUAUAAGGAAGAUUUACAAGAAACGUAGGAAUCGCGAAACAAAGAUCGUAAACCAGAUGAGGGCGAGACGAGGUUUGAAGUUGAUGAAAGGUAAGCGGAAAUAGAGAUUUUGAUUGCUUAUUGUUACAGAA
Messenger RNA from Aedes aegypti (yellow fever mosquito), 1984 nucleotides. RefSeq names its product probable RNA-binding protein CG14230. Gene Ontology annotation, molecular function: RNA binding. The transcript is spliced from 3 exons. Lineage: Eukaryota; Metazoa; Arthropoda; Insecta; Diptera; Culicidae. The coding region runs from base 92 to 1957 and encodes 621 amino acids. The record is from RefSeq and is a predicted model, not a curated record.